AAUCUGACUGAUAUUGGAAAAAACCAUUUGAAUUUCACUAUAAUUUGCUUUUGCAGAGAAUCACUUUCUCGUUGUGUGUAUUUAGAAGAAGUGUUAUUGCGUCCAGCGUGUUGUAGCAAGAUAACAAGUAAAAGUUGACCUUGAAAAGUGCUUAAUUGGUUUCGAGUAUGACGACCAUGGUUGAAUCAGCGCCGUCGGAUUUUUCCAACGAGGACUUUAUGACGAAUCCAUCUCUGGCCAUGGAUGCCUGCUUCACUGCAUUCGACAAGGACGGCGACGAUCGCCUUUCGUUGGCGGAAUUUACGCUGAUAUGUCGAGCCUUGUUCCGGAAUGAUAAAGGACAUAUCUACGUUGUCCCGUCGGAGCGACUGGACGAGAUGUUUGCCGUGUUCGAUAAGAAUGAGGACGGUUAUAUUGACCGAGAAGAAUUCCAAUUUUGUUGGAACCAGUGGAUCAAAACGAUUGUACGACCAAUCAGCGCCUUUCUCAUCGUGGACGUUCAGAAUGAUUUCAUCAGUGGCUCGUUGAACAUUAGCAAUUGCAGCGCGCAGCAAAACGGUUUGGAGGUGAUUGACCCGAUAAACAAGCUCCUGGAUACGGUGGACUUCGACUCGGUUUUCUACUCGCUGGAUUGGCAUCCGAGCGAUCACGUUUCCUUCAUCGAUAACAUCAAGCAGCGGCCUAUCCACCCGACCAGUCCGCUGAACGCCGAUAACGCCCAAGUGUACGAUACGGUUAUUUUUACCGGUCCGCCCCCAAUGAAGCAACGACUUUGGCCGCGGCAUUGCGUUCAGGAUUCGUGGGGCUCGGAGCUGCACAAGGAUUUGAAGAUUGUCGAUCAAGGCAUCAAGGUGUACAAGGGUACGAAUCCGGAGGUGGACUCAUAUUCGGUUUUCUGGGACAACAAAAAGCUUUCCGACACGACACUGUGCGGUCAGCUGAGGAUGAAGGGGGCUACCGAUAUCUACGUGUGUGGGCUUGCUUACGAUGUUUGCGUUGGUGCUACGGCGAUUGAUGCUCUGUCUGCGGGCUAUCGGACCAUAUUGAUUGACGACUGUUGCCGCGGGGUGGAUGUGAACGACAUUGAAAGUACCAAACAGACGGUGAUAUCGAGCAAUGGAGUUAUCAUCAAUUCCAGAGAGGUCAAAGCCAUGGUGGAGGGUCGUGACCGUCGACCGGAGCUGGGCUACAAACUGGCCAUAGAGCUGAAGAACGCCGACUCGGACCUGUCGAAAAAUAACGCCUGCCGUCGACAGAGCCAGCCGCAGCAGGACAGGCCGCAGUAAAAUUGUGGGCUUUCCCCUCCGGUCCAGCGCCCGGCGCGCAUUCCGGGCUCGUUAAUUUUCCGAACCCGUUCUGUUUUCAGUUGAUUCCGGCAUGAUUUCUUCACUUCUAUGCUUAUACGGUUUCCGGUCUACGGAUUUUGCUUGCUGCCUUGUCAUCACCAGUGAUGGAGCCGCAGAAUGAGAGGCAGAAAAAUUCCAUUUCGGCACCAGCUUCCGGUCAGUGAUUCUUGUUUGCACUGUAGCCGUGUUAUCGUUGUCGAGAAAAAAAAUCAAAUUGUGCUCGUGCCUAUCGUUAUAUUUCCAUGUAUCUCUCUUAAAUAUCAGUUAAACGUUCUAUUUGGUCUGCUUGAACAGUGUAGUAUCUACUAUAAUCAACACAUAACGAAACUCCACUUCGUUUUUAGUUAUGUCAUGUAACAAAUAUUGUAAAGAAUUUGUACCUAAUGAAAGAAUACAUUUUUAUAAUUAAUUUUAUUUUAGUCACUGUAGUACUUUUUAAUAUUUUUGAAAGUCAGGUCCAUUCUCUUAAACCUUUCCCCUUAAGACAAUUUUGAUUAUUCUUAAGUGUAGAAUGACGUGAAAGUUACAUCAUUCAAUUAGGUUUCUAGUAACUAGUUUUAAUUCGUAUUCAUUCCAGCUCUGGAAUUAUCGUUGAUUCCACAAUAAUGCCCAUUAUUUUCGUGAAAUAG
This is a messenger RNA of Armigeres subalbatus, 1975 nucleotides long. RefSeq names its product nicotinamidase (gene Naam). Bases 168 to 1286 code for a protein of 372 amino acids. Lineage: Eukaryota; Metazoa; Arthropoda; Insecta; Diptera; Culicidae. The record is from RefSeq and is a predicted model, not a curated record. Gene Ontology annotation, molecular function: calcium ion binding. The transcript has 9 exons.